Molecule: messenger RNA, 1654 nt
Organism: Limulus polyphemus (Atlantic horseshoe crab)
Lineage: Eukaryota; Metazoa; Arthropoda; Merostomata; Xiphosura; Limulidae
Product: MFS-type transporter SLC18B1-like
Exons: 12
Coding region: 419-1654 (411 amino acids)
Biological process (GO): transmembrane transport
Molecular function (GO): transmembrane transporter activity
Source: RefSeq, a predicted model, not a curated record
CCUUUGGUCAUGGUCCUCGCGGUUGAUAAGUUAAUCGCUAUGGCUCAUUGUCUGAUGCUAUCUUUUAUCAUCAGUAGUAGAAAACGCUAUAGUUUGAAAAUAUGUUGGACUCUUCGUAUUGACCCAAAGAAAACAAACGAAAUACUUGACAAGGAACCACAACUGUCAAAUCUAUAAAACGUGCGACAUUUUGAAAUUGUUCAGUAAACGUCAACGUCAAUCUGCCUGUAAUUUCAUCUCGUUCUUCAAGAAAAAUGGGAACCUUUAGUAUUUUUCAACUUUAAGGAUUAUAUAGGAAGUUUGAAGUUGGUUUGGUAAAUAUCUAUUUUGGGACGUUGAUUUCCAAUACAUUCAGAUCGAGAAAUCAAUUUAAAAAAAAAUAGUUUCCAACAUCUAAAAACUAUUAAAACCGUCUAUCAUGGAAACAGAUGUAAAGACUCCUCUACUAGAAAAAGAUUCACUUGAAAUAAAAGUCUAUAAAUCAGUAGAAGAAGGUAACCAGAAGACGGAAGCAGAACCUAGCGAAAAGGAUGAAAUCUCGAAUACCGAGCCAAAGAAAAAGAAUGAAAAGUAUACGUCCCAACAAUGGCUCACGCUUAUUACCCUCGCUUACGGAAACUUUUGUAUAGGCGCUAGUAUUUCUCUCCAAGCCCCUUUUUUUCCUCAGGAGGCCGAAAAAAAGGGGGCCACUGCAGUGGAAUAUGGGUUUGUGUUCGGGGUAUACCAGCUUACAAUGUUCCUUAUUGCACCGAUGUGUGGUAAGAUGAUAUCUCAUAUAACUCCUUCCUUCAUGCUUAAUUCCGGAAUAUCUAUUAUCGGUGUAUCAUCAGUUUUAUUUGGCAUCCUAGACCGUGCACCCUAUGGAAAUCCAUUUGUUUAUCUCGCAAUAACCGUGAGAAUAGCUGAAGGUGUCGGUUCAGCUGCAGCCAAAACAUCAACUUAUUCGAUUAUAGGUCUACAGUUUCCCAGCUCCGUGGCAACAACGUUCUCUUUAUUAGAGACAUGUUUCGGAAUUGGACUCAUUAUAGGGCCUACCCUAGGUGGCGCACUUUAUCAGGUAGGUGGCUACGAACUUCCUUUCAUCAUAGCAGGAGUGGCUCUUCUUCUAGAUGGCAUAGUCAUAUUUUUUGUCCUUCCUGAGUUAGAUAGUUCCAAAAUGCCCAAGAAAUCAGGAGAGCUCUUCAAAUUUUACAAAAAUAUCGGAAUCGGCUUGGAUUGUCUUGUAGUGUUUACAACGUUUAAUUGCAUUGGAUUUAAUCAUGCAACUUUAGAGCCACAUCUUCGUCAGACAUCAACAAAAAUCCUAACGAUAAUAGGAUGCAUACUUAUGUGUAUUUGUCAGCUAUUUAUUGGACCGGCUACUUUCAUGCCAAUAGACACGCAGUUGUGGCUUGUCUUGGUUUCUCUUUCUAUCUUUGGGUUGGCAUGCGGUAGUAAACUGGUACCCACGUUCAUUGGUGCUUUACGAAACACCGUAGACCGAGGUUUUCCAAAUGAUCUGACAACAUAUGGAUUAGUGUCGUCAAUGUUUACUUCUACCAUGGCGUUAGGAGCGUUUGUAGGUCCCACCGUUGGUGGCUAUCUACUAGAUGUAAUUGGCUUCCGGAAAGGAACAACAAUACUACUUGGAAUCGAGCUGGGCGUGGUAAUUUAA